This is a messenger RNA of Penicillium nucicola, 1380 nucleotides long. Its product is annotated as DUF1776 domain-containing protein. Bases 1 to 1380 code for a protein of 459 amino acids. The record is from RefSeq and is a predicted model, not a curated record. The transcript has 4 exons. Lineage: Eukaryota; Fungi; Ascomycota; Eurotiomycetes; Eurotiales; Aspergillaceae.
AUGACAAGCGACGAUCAGUUUUUCUUUGACUACCUCUCGUCUAUACCCCAUGACGUAAGGCGAUACUCCCUCGAAGUCGCCGACUCGAUCGACCGACAAGUCGACCACGCUGCAAGCUUGAUCAAAGAUACCAUCGCCCAGCAAUCAUGGCUACCCCCAGCUGUUCGUCCAUCUCGCGCUUCCCAACGCGUGCGCGCCCCGCAAGGCCUGACGGACCGGGUACAAAACUGGAUUUCUCGGAAUCGCGCAUGGACGGCCGCCAUCCUCGCUUUUGUCGGCACUGGCGUUGUUAUGUACUAUGGUAGCAAGAAGCUUCAUGGAAAGCGGAGAAAGGCAAAGAGAGCCAGUAACGGUGGUAGAAAGGAAAUUGUUGUCGUCGCUGGAUCGCCGCAUGAGCCGAUGACUAGAGCCAUCGCCAUGGAGUUGGAACGUCGUGGCUAUAUUGUAUACGUGACUGUUUCUUCCGCGGACGAAGAACAUAUUGUUCAGUCCGAGAAUCGUGUUGAUAUCAAGCCUUUGUGGUUGGAUCUCACUACUUCACCUCCAUUGCCAUCCGAAGUCCACCCCUCGUUGAACGGUCUCCGUUCUUUGAUCACCCAGCCUCAGUCGCCUACCGCCGGAGUGCCUCCUCACACUUGCCAGCUGAGCGGCUUGAUCAUCGUGCCCUCGACCAACUACAGCGCAGGCCCAGUCGCAACUAUUCCACCGUCAUCCUGGGCCGACACUGUCAACACCCGUAUCCUCUCGCCCAUCCUCACCGUGCAGGCCUUCCUUCCUCUUCUCACACUUCGUAGCAACAGCAAGACUGUUGUUUUCGCCUACCCCUCCAUUUCAUCAUCCCUCUCUGCACCCUUCGCCGGACCUGAGGUAGCCACAAGCCGAGCAAUGUCCGGCUUUGCAGCCUCACUCCGUCAGGAACUCCGCCUCCUCGAGCAGGGUAACGUCGAUGUUGUCGAAUUGCGACUUGGAAAUAUCGAUCUGGGCCCUACCUACCGACACGGCCAGAGCCAAGUCGCAGGAACAGAAGUUCUCGCAUGGAGCACACAACAGCGAGCCCUCUACGGCUCGCAAUACUUGUCCAGUGUUGAACAACGACCCGUCGCAUCUGCCGGUCCCAGUGCCAUCCGUGGCUCUCCCGCUCGGAACCUCCACUACGCCAUUCUAGACGCUCUAGAACCCAGGACUCGGGGUAUGUUCGGCCAGCAAAAGUCCAAGAGAACCGUCAAGUACGUGGGACGUGGAGCGCGGUCGUACAGCCUUAUCGGCAACUGGGUUCCUGGCGGCCUUGUGGCCCUCAUGAUGGGGUACCGCAGCGGCAGCCCAAUGGGAUCACACAGCCCGAGUGGCAGCGGCAGUGAAACCAGCUGGGAAAGAGUCUAA